Messenger RNA from Aspergillus wentii DTO 134E9, 1677 nucleotides. RefSeq lists its product as uncharacterized. Gene Ontology annotation, biological process: transmembrane transport. The record is from RefSeq and is a predicted model, not a curated record. Lineage: Eukaryota; Fungi; Ascomycota; Eurotiomycetes; Eurotiales; Aspergillaceae. The transcript has 4 exons. Gene Ontology annotation, molecular function: transmembrane transporter activity. The coding region runs from base 47 to 1585 and encodes 512 amino acids.
AACCGAUUCACUGCUGUAUCCUGAUGUCUCACAAUCACUGAAUAGCAUGCAAAGCAAGAAAGAAUGUCCAGAUGCAGUGCCCCAUACUGCGGAUCGCGAUCGGGCGUUGGUGCUCAUUCCGCGCCCAAGUGACGACCCCCAAGACCCUCUGAACUGGUCCGACCGCAGGAAGUAUGUCAUUCUGUCGAUUCUCUGUCUGGCUUCCUUUUCGGGUGCCAUUGCGCCUCUUUCUGGGCAACUCAAUCUCGUCCAGCAGGCCAAGAUCUAUGGCAAAACCAAAACCCAAGAGUCUUAUGCUAACUCGGCCGCUUUGGCUGGCAUGGCCUUUGGGCCCUUUUUCUUCGCCCCAAUCGCCCACUGCCUCGGUCGCAGCUCUGUCAUCUUCUGGUGUAUCCUUUUCGCCAUGGUCUGUCAGAUCUGGGGUGCCGUGAUGACCCAUUCGAAUGAGUACAUUGCCUUUAUCAUGUCUCGUCUCUUCGCUGGCUUCUUCGGUGCUGUUCCUACGGUGGUCGGGCCUCGAAUGAUCACCGACCUUUUCUUCCUACAUCAGCGAGGUCGUGCUUUUACGGUGCUGCACAUGGCGUUUCUUUUUGGAACUAUUGCUGGGCCGACUUUCUCGGCUUUCAUCUCUGCAAAUGCAUUCUUUCCGGUGGAAUUCUGGUGGUCGGUUGGCUUGCUUGGUGCUACGGCUAUUCUGAUCUUUCUGUUCCUGGAAGAGACUGGAUUCGAUCGAGAGAAUCCAGAGAAGAAUCCGAUUCUUCCAGCAUCGUGGACUGGCAACCGGUUGGUGACUUUCUUUUUUGGCCAGCGUGUGGUUCAGCCAACGACUUUCAAGGAGACAAUGAAAAUCGCCGCUGCACCUGUCCUCAUCGGAAUUUGUCCCGUCACCAUCAUCAUGGGCAUCUUCACGCUGAUAUCCUUCGGCUUCUACGUCGCCAUGAACGCACUCGUGCCAGUCUGGCUGCAAAAGUCCCCUGCAGUAGGCGGGUAUGGCUUCUCCCUGAAACAAAACGCCGCGUUCACCUUCUGCCACUGGAUCGGUAUUGUCAUCGUCCAGAUCGCCGGGCACUACUGGAAUGAUCGACUCCCACUCGCGUUCGCCCGACGCUUCAACGACGGAGUCUGGAAGCCAGAGUAUCGACUGCACGUCCUUUGGAUCCCCAGUUUGAUUCUCAACCCCAUCGGCCUGGGCAUCUUCGGUGCCACGCUACAAUAUCACCUGCACUACAUGGUCCUCGCAUUAGCAGUCUUCAUCGUCACAAUCGGAUCCCUCGCCAGCGUCCCCGUGGCGGUGAACUACGUCGUCGAAUGCUUCACGCACCACCCCGCAGAAGCAGGUAUCGUGAUCGGCGCAUAUCGCAUCGUGUACGGACUGACGAUUAGCUUCUACAUCGACCCGUGGGUUGAAGCCGUCGAUGUGGGCUGGGCCUACGGGAUGAUGGCGUUCUUUGCCGUGUUUAGCUUCCUGUUCGUCAUGUUGCUCAUGUGGAAAGGGGAAGCUAUCCGGGGUAUUCGGUUUGCUAGAUUGGCGAGUAGCGAGGAGGGAGAGAGGUUGGUUAAUCGGGGGGAGGAUGAGAAAGCUUGAUGGGCUUAUAUACCCAUUGGGAUGAUAAUUUUAAUCAUACAAUGUUUUGUAUUGUAAAUCGCAGGUUUCUAUGAGAAUAUAGUUGUAUGAUG